UGCACCUGCAGACCGGUCUGAAUGGGCAAUGUGGGUCGGAAAUGUGCCGAAGCAUGCCGAUGAAACCGAUCUCCAGACGUUUUUCACGCAAUUCGAAGACCACGGCGUCGUGUCGAUAUUUCUACUGUCCAAGUCCAGCUGCGCAUUCGUGAACUUCGCUAGCGAGACGCACUUGAUCGUGGCGAUCGAGCAAUAUGACGGAAGCCAUCUCCGCCCUGAAUGGUCGACGGGGCCGGCGCUUGUCUGUCGGGUUCGCACUCUCGACGACGAUCUUUGGACUGGAGUCGGCGGACAGCGAGGAAUGGGACUGCACCGCCAGUGGAUUGAGGACCACAGACCUCGAAAUCAAGCUUUCGGUGUCCCGGACGGAAACUCGCCGAGCCCAGCUUCCGACGCGUCAACGACCUCGAGCUUCUUCGAGAGAUACUUUCCGCAGCGCUUUUUUGUUCUCAAGUGUCGGACGAGGGAAGCACUAGACCGGUGUGCUGUGGACGGCGUGUGGUACAUUCAGAAGCACAACCAAGUGGUGCUUGACCAAGCGUUCCGCACUUCUCAGGAGACGAUCCUGAUCUUCAGCGUGAACAGAAGCGGCCAGUUCUACGGCUAUGCCAAAAUGAUGAGCCCAGUGGCACCGACUAUGUCCAUCGGAUCUGAUCCCAUGGCAGACGACACGAAUGCGGGCGAUGAGUCUCCGGGCCUGGUCGUGCGAUUCACAUCGCCUUAUUCGUCCCAGUCAGGUGCCACCCAGUCACACCCAGUGUGCUGAUCCGGCGUGUUUCUGAGUUUGGAGAACUCGAUCGCGUUGGAGCCCGUCAACAUCGAUCCCUCAGCCCCAGGCGAUCACCCCUGCCGACUUCGCAGCAAUCUGGGCCUGAUUCCCAGCAGUACAACCAACCUGAGCCGGCCCUCACACUCAACGACCCAGCGUUCAGUGAAGGACAACUGCGAUCGGCGCCUGAGUUCAGCGGCCAGUUCACUGUCGAAUGGCUGUGCCGGGAGCCUCUGCCCUUCAAACGCACGCGCGGCAUUAUCAAUAGCUGGAAUCGAGGGCGUGAAAUCAAAAUCUCGAGGGACGGGACUGAACUCGAGCCGAGUGCUGGAGCAGCGCUGAUAGAUGUUUGGCAAUCAUGGCUUACCGAGCCUAGUCGUCACCGGCGCAGAUGAAUGUGUCGGAUUGUUCCCUCAGACAACCACUUGCAUAGCUAAACCACACGCGUCUUGCAAGGAGCACGCCUGCUCACUUGUUUGUCUCCCAAUCUCCGGAUAUAUUGUCAUACACGUAUUCUAUCCGUUGUACUAUCCGCCUCACUCCAUGGCUCCCAUACUUCCAAUCUCCAUACUCCAUGUUGCAUAAUAGGUGUUGUCUUCUCUUCCAGUAUGAGUGCCAUAGGGGCCUCGACAGGCUGUUCUGCCUAACUUCCAUUCUCGAACGCCUCAGCUUCGUCGA
Messenger RNA from Mycena citricolor, 1447 nucleotides. Lineage: Eukaryota; Fungi; Basidiomycota; Agaricomycetes; Agaricales; Mycenaceae. The record is from the annotation of a GenBank genome assembly.